Molecule: messenger RNA, 2380 nt
Organism: Equus quagga
Lineage: Eukaryota; Metazoa; Chordata; Mammalia; Perissodactyla; Equidae
Product: cationic amino acid transporter 4-like
Biological process (GO): amino acid transport; transmembrane transport
Cellular component (GO): plasma membrane
Molecular function (GO): amino acid transmembrane transporter activity
Source: RefSeq, a predicted model, not a curated record
UGCAGCGCUCAGGGUGCCCCCCAAUCCCAGUGGGGUGAAAUGAUAGACCAAACUGGCAAGGCAGGGGAUGGGGCAUGAACAUCACUGUCUGAGGUCAGGUGGCCACCUGGGUGAAGCCCAGGGCCACAGCAUCACUCCAAUCCUGGGUCCUGGAGGCCUGGCCCCAUUCUUGGGAAGCCUCGGGUUUCCAAUGUGCUCUGGGAUCCCAGACCACAGGAGGGGUUCCUAGCCUGGCUCCCUGGGGCUGCCCCCUCCCCACUCUCAGGACCCCUCCCAAACACCCAGUCCCUUGCUCGGGAGGCAAGCCGAAGGGAUCCCCACACUUCCCUGUGGCCUCCUGCCCACCCUGCUGCCAGGCCCUGAGCCUGCCUCAUCCAGGCCUCCAGCUGCCAGUGGUUCCAGGCUUGGGUCCCCAGGGCAGGGUCAGAGCAAGGACUGAAAGCUGGUCAGGACCCAGGGCAGCCUCUCACUCCCCUCUCACCCUCGUAGGUGCCGGCAGCUGACUUGGUGCUCCUCUCAGCUGCCCACCAUGGCCUGGGGGCUGCCCAGCACCGCCAGCCUGGCACGCUUCUGCCAGAAGCUGAACCGGCGGAAGACACCGGAGGAGCCCACCACAGAGACAUCACUGCGGCGCUGCCUGACCACACUGGACCUGACACUGCUGGGUGUGGGUGGCAUGGUGGGCUUUGGCCUUUAUGUGCUCACAGGCACCGUGGCCAAGAGGAUGGCUGGCCCUGCGAUGCUUGUGUCCUUCAGCGUGGCCGCUGUGGCCUCCCUGCUCACAGCCCUAUGCUACGCGGAGCUUGCAGUGCGUGUGCCCUGCAGGGGCUCUGCCUACCUGUUCACUGUGUUCACGGGUGAGCUGUGGGCCUUCCUCGUUGGCUGGAUCGUGCUCAUCCAGUGGCUCCUUGGUGGAUCCGCCGUGGCCCGCAUCUGGAGCAGCUACCUGGAUGUCAUCUUUAGCCACCGCAUCCAGAGUUUCACUGAGGCCCAUGUGGCCAUCUGGCAGUUGCCCAUCCUGGCCCGGUACCCAGACUUCUUGGCUGCUGCCAUCAUACUUUUGGUCUUGGCUCUCAUCUGCUGUGGAGCCCGUGUCUCUUCCUGGCUCAACCACACCUUUUCUGCCAUCAGCCUGGCCAUCAUCCUCUUCAUCAUCAUCCUGGGGUUUGUCCUGGCCCGCCCGCACAACUGGAGUGCUGAGGAGGGCGGCUUUGCACCCUUUGGUUUCUCUGGCAUCAUGGCUGGUGCUGCCACCUGCUUCUACACCUUUGUGGGCUUUGGCGCCAUUGCUUCCUCCAGCGAGGAGGCCCGGAACCCAAAGCGAGCCAUUCCUAUGGCCAUCGCUAUCUCAGUUGGUCUGAUGGCUGCUGCCAACAUCCUUGUCUCCACUGUGCUCACCCUCAUGGUGCCCUGGCACAGCCUAGACCCUAACUCAGCCCUUGCUGAUUCCUUCCUCCAGCGGGGCUAUAGCUGGGCGGCCUUCAUCGUGGCAGGUGCAAUCUGUGCCAUGACCACUCUCCUGCUCACCAUCUUCUUGUUCGUGCCACGCAUGCUCUGUGCCAUGGCUGCCGACGGGCUCUUCUUCCAGGUGUUUGCCCGCGUGCACCCCCGGACACGAGUGCCUGUGGUGAGCCUCCUGGUGUUCAGGAUUCUCAUGGCUUUCCUGGCGCUGCUGCUGGACCUCCAGGCACUGGUCCAUUUCCUGUCUAUUGGAACACUUCUGGUCCUCACUGUCCUGACCAUUAGCAUUAUCAUGCUACGCUUCCGAAAGUCCCCUCCAUCCAGUUCUCAGGGCCCAGGCAGCCCUGUGGGCAGAGAGCAGACCUCAGCCCCUGAGCCUGGGCAGCUGCGACCAGCCCUGAGGCCCUACCUCCGCUUCCUGGGUGGGUGCAGGCCUGGAGUCGCUGUGGCCUGGGCCCUCGGUGUCCUGGUGGCCUCAGCCAUCACUCUGGACUGCGUGCUGGUCUUCGGGGACUCGGCCCUGCACCUCCCGCCCUGGGGCUACACCCUGCUGCUCCUGCUCAGCUCCGCCACGUUUCUGCUCAGUCUCCUCGUCCUGGGGGCCCACCAGCAGCAGCGCUGGCAGGACACCUUUCAGGUGCCCAUGGUGCCCCUGACUCCCGCCCUGAGCAUCCUCCUCAACAUCUUCCUCAUGCUGCAGCUGAGCUACAUGGCCUGGCUGCGCUUGUCCAUCGGGCUGCUGAUCGGACUUGUGGUGUAUUUUGGCUAUGGCAUCUGGCACAGCAAGGAGAACCAGUGGGAGCAGCCGGGGUUGACUGCCACACACGGCAGCCUGGAGGAGAUGGUGCCAGCCCUGCAGUCCCCCAGCCAGGCACCGGCCCAGGAGCCCAGACUCACGGAGCAGCCCUCUAGUCCAUGA